Messenger RNA from Tinamus guttatus (white-throated tinamou), 1723 nucleotides. NCBI's taxonomy places the organism in Eukaryota, Metazoa, Chordata, Aves, Tinamiformes, Tinamidae. The record is from RefSeq and is a predicted model, not a curated record.
CAUGGCGAGCCCGGCCGCCAGCCCCGACUCCUCGUCGCACGAGGGCCUCUCGUCCGUGAACUCGGCGCCCGCCUGCUCCCCCGCGUCCGACUCGGAAAACCUCAGCCCGGAUGAGCUGGAGCUGCUGGCCAAGCUGGAGGAGCAGAACAGGCUCCUGGAAGCCGACUCCAAAUCCAUGCGCUCCAUGAACGGCUCCCGGCGGAACAGCGGCUCCUCGCUGGUCUCCAGCUCCUCGGCCUCGUCCAACCUGAGCCACCUGGAGGAGGACACGUGGAUCCUGUGGGGCCGCAUCGUCAACGAGUGGGACGAGUGGCGCAAGAAGAAGGAGAAGCUGCUCAAGGAGCUCAUCCGGAAGGGGAUCCCGCACCACUUCCGCGCCAUCGUCUGGCAGCUGCUGUGCAGCGCCACGGACAUGCCGGUCAAGAACCAGUACUCGGAGCUGCUCAAGAUGUCGUCGCCGUGCGAGAAGCUGAUCCGCAGGGACAUCGCGCGCACCUACCCCGAGCACGAGUUCUUCAAGGGCCAGGACAGCCUGGGCCAGGAGGUCCUCUUCAACGUCAUGAAGGCCUAUUCCCUCGUGGACCGGGAGGUCGGAUACUGCCAGGGCAGCGCCUUCAUCGUGGGCCUGCUGCUCAUGCAGAUGCCGGAGGAGGAGGCGUUCUGCGUCUUCGUGCGGCUCAUGCAGGAAUACCGCCUGCGGGAGCUCUUCAAGCCCAGCAUGGCCGAGCUGGGGCUCUGCAUCUACCAGUUCGAGUACCUGCUCCAGGUGGGCGCCGCUCCGGGGCGGAUCCGCCGGGAGGGCGGGAGGAGGCGGCAGGAAGCGCCGGGAGGCGGGAUCCGCUCCAGCUUCCCCUUGCCGGUGGCCACGCGGGUCUUCGACAUCUUCAUGUACGAGGGGCUGGAGAUCGUCUUCCGCGUGGGAAUGGCCCUGCUGCAGGUCAACCAGGCCGAGCUCAUCCAGCUGGACAUGGAGGGCAUGUCCCAGUUCUUCCAGAAGGUCAUUCCCCACCAGUUCGACAGCUGCCCGGACAAGCUCAUCCUCAAGGCCUACCAGGUCAAGUACAACCCCAAGAAGAUGAAGCGCCUGGAGAAGGAAUACGCCGCCAUCAAGAACAAGGAGAUGGAGGAGCAGAUCGAGAUCAAGGGCAACCCGCGCUUCACCGAGGAGUUCGUCACCCACCUGGAGACGGAGCUGGAGCAGUCGCGGCUGCGCGAGGCCGAGACCCUCAGCGCCCUCAAGGAGAUGCAGGACAAAGUGCUGGACAUGGAGAAGCGGAGCAGCCUCCUCCCGGACGAGCACAACGUGGCGCGGCUGCAGGAGGAGCUCAAGGCGCUCAAGGUGCGCGAGGCCGAGGCCGUCAAGUCGCUCAAGGAGCUGCAGCACAUGGCCGCCGUGGCCGAGAUGCGGCAGCGCAUCGCCGAGCUGGAGAUCCAGCGCGAGGAGGGCAUGAUCCAGGGCCAGCUCAACAACUCGGACGCGUCGCAGUACAUCCGCGAGCUCAAGGACCACAUCGACGAGCUCAAGGCCGAGAUCCGGCUGCUCAAGGGCCCCAAGGCCUUCGGGGAGGUUGACUCCGCGCCCAACGUCGAGGCUGACCCCAAGCAGCGGCUGGUGCUGACCCCCACACUCGUAUUGGGGUGGAACGCAAGCUCCGACAUGACGGGUCAAAACCAAGCGUUGGGGUCCAGCCCCCACGUGGACAUUCACGUUGAUGCCACAUGA